Branchiostoma floridae (Florida lancelet) is the source of this 979-nucleotide messenger RNA. RefSeq lists its product as uncharacterized. NCBI's taxonomy places the organism in Eukaryota, Metazoa, Chordata, Leptocardii, Amphioxiformes, Branchiostomatidae. Gene Ontology annotation, biological process: reciprocal meiotic recombination; synaptonemal complex assembly. Gene Ontology annotation, cellular component: chromosome. The record is from RefSeq and is a predicted model, not a curated record. The coding region runs from base 200 to 892 and encodes 230 amino acids. The transcript has 7 exons.
UUUGUAAAUCAGUAAGUUAGCACCCCUAAGCAAAAGUGAUACGGUAUCUUCCAUUUCCGGUGAAUCGCAUCUGUCUCGGAGCUGAAAACGGCGGGAAAAUUUAAAGUCGAUGCCUCAGACGAGUCACAGUUGCUUUCAUGGUAACGUUGGAUAAAGAUAUCUUCAAGAAGACUGUCAAGAUUUGAAGCUUUCAGGGGGCAUGGAUGAGCCGACAGGUGAUACGAACUCAAACCAGCAGUGGCCGGUCAUAGUCAACGCAUCUUUGGAAAACAGUGACGUCACUAGAUUGUUGCAGCAACAGCACAAGACUAGGGUUUCUGACACCACCCUUCGCCACACGUGUAUCUUCCCCCUGUCCGGGGUAGCGUUCAUGAUCGUCCCCCUCAACGAGUCUCUAACUGACUGGCCUCCUCAGGGCGAAUCAGUCUUGGACAGUAGUUUGGUGGACAGAAUCGACAAGUUUCUGUCAGUCCACCGUAACUGUUACCUACUGGCGACAGCAGCGCUGCACGGCCACCACGAAAUGGCUGCACUUUCCGCCCUACAGAACAAGUUUAUGGAUAGGAAGUUGUACCUUCUUCCAGCCCACAACGCUAGUGAAUGUGUGCAGUCAAUGGCAACAAUUGCAAAGGCAACCUACAAGCCUUCGUGCGAGAUGAUACGUCAGCGGCUCUGCAAACUGUUGGCCAAUCAGGUCUCGGAAGACAUCGUGCUGCGGAUUAUUUCCAGGCUCGGACUCAGUCAACAUGAGUGCCUUGUGCUGCAACAGGGCCGAGGAACCCUGGGAAGGAUCGCCUUGGCCAGCCGGGAGGAACUGUUAGACUGUAGUCUUGACUCGGACACUGUCGACAGGGUCAUCACGUUCUUCGAGAAGAACUGCGUCCUAGUUUAAGUUCUUAAGACCUACGUCACAAUUCCAAACCAGGGCCCGGUCGGGCAGUUUUCAGGAACGAAAAGUAUGAUAUAAAAAACUACACAA